Molecule: messenger RNA, 1227 nt
Organism: Tigriopus californicus
Lineage: Eukaryota; Metazoa; Arthropoda; Copepoda; Harpacticoida; Harpacticidae
Product: RNA-binding motif protein, X-linked 2-like
Exons: 2
Coding region: 129-983 (284 amino acids)
Biological process (GO): mRNA splicing, via spliceosome
Cellular component (GO): catalytic step 2 spliceosome; precatalytic spliceosome; U2 snRNP
Molecular function (GO): RNA binding
Source: RefSeq, a predicted model, not a curated record
ACGUUUAUCCGGGCUAGUCUUGGUAAGAUUCAAGAACACUAGAGAACACUAGAGAGAGUGAAGAAAGACUACAAGGUUACACCGGUUACACCCGUACGGGCGUGCGUCCAUUGGACUUAACCGGCAAGAUGAAUCCGUUGACCAAUAUCAAGAAUGUGAUCAAAAUGAACGAUCGGGAAUUGGAGAUGGGCCUGGCCGGGACCAAGAACUCUUGGCAUAUGCAGUAUCGAGACUCGGCCUGGAUCUUCUUGGGUGGAUUGCCUUACGAGCUGACCGAAGGCGAUCUGCUGAGCGUGUUCUCCCAAUACGGCGAAAUCGUUCACAUCAAUUUGAUCCGAGACCAUCAGACGGGAAAUAGCAAAGGAUUCGGAUUUAUUUGCUUCAUGGAUCAACGCUCGACUAUUUUGACGGUGGACAACUUGAACGGUAUCAAAUUGUGCGGUCGAACCAUUCGGGUGGACCACGUCCAAACCUACAAACUGCCCAAGGACCUCGAGAAGCUAGAUGCGGACAAGAAGAAACUCUUUCUAGAAGGAUGCGCGCCACAACCUUUGCCCCAAUCAGAAGCAUCCUCAUCUGAGGAGGAAGACGAGCCAGAGGAGAAAAGACGAACCAAGAAGAAAAGUCAAAAGGAGAAGAAAAGCCGGAAGAAGAACAAGAAGAAGAAGAAAAAGAAGAAGAAACUCCGAGACUCGUCCUCGGAAUCGUCUAGCUCGGAUAGUGACGGUUCGGAAACGCUUCCGAAACGCCCAGAAAGAGACAGUGGUAGGGACGCGCUUUCGCGAUCACCUCGGCAAAAUAAGCUGCGAUCUGGAGAUGACAAAAGGCGCCGAUCUCGAGAUCGAAAUGACGAUCGGCGACGACGAUCCAGAUCCAGAGAUCGUUCCAGAGAUCGAGUCCGUGAACCCUCACGAAAUCAAGAGAGACGCAGAUGUGAUCCUGAUUCGAGUAGUUCAAAACGGCGAAAUGAUUACCGAAGAUGACAAUAAAACGAUAUUCGUGAGGGAACUUUUAAUUUCUUGGAUAUAUGUAAUGCCACCAGAAAAAUGAUGAUACAUCAUAAAUAAUAUGUGUAUUUUCGAGAGGGGUGAAAACCAAAUACAAAACAAUCUUGACACGGUGGAGUGCGAGAGUUAGUUAGUGAACACGGGUUGCCUUUACGUUAAGCCCCCGAAAUAAAGAUUUGCUACCUUUUUGGGUGACACGGAGAGUUAAGCUUGAAUAAAA